UCUGCAGAUACUGAGCGGCUGUAUUCAGUGGUAUUUCAAGAAAUAUGUGAUCGCUAUGAAAAGAAAUACUCCUGGGAUGUGAAGUCCCUGGUUAUGGGUAAAACGGCGUUAGAGGCAGCACAGAUUAUAAUAGAUGUCUUGCAGCUCCCGAUGUCCAAAGAGGAGCUGUUGGAAGAGAGCCAGAGGAAGCUAAAGGACGUGUUCCCCACUGCUGCUCUCAUGCCAGGUUUCUUUUGAAAGGAAAGACAACUUUG
Molecule: messenger RNA, 254 nt
Organism: Galeopterus variegatus (Sunda flying lemur)
Lineage: Eukaryota; Metazoa; Chordata; Mammalia; Dermoptera; Cynocephalidae
Product: pseudouridine-5'-monophosphatase-like
Exons: 2
Molecular function (GO): phosphatase activity
Source: RefSeq, a predicted model, not a curated record